AUGGUACGACAGGCAUUCUUUACAAAUCUAACAACAAAACUACGGAAUUUUGAAAAUGAUAAUCAAGCAUGUCAUUAUUUGAAAAGAUUUGGAAUUCGACUUGUUACACGAAAGACUAUUACACAAUUACAAUCUGAAGCUGAAAAUACUAAUGAAUUGAAACGUACAUUAAGUACAUUUCAAGUAAUGGCAUUAGGUAUUGGUAGUAUUAUUGGUACGGGUAUAUUUGUAUUGAGUGGCGAAGCAGCUGCUAAAUAUGCUGGUCCUGCUGUUAUUGUUUCAUUUAUUAUUGCUGCAAUUGUUGCUGGACUUGCUGCUUUUUCAUAUGCCGAAAUGUCUUCAAUGGUACCGAUAUCUGGUUCAGCUUAUUCAUAUACUUAUGCUACUAUGGGUGAAUAUUUAGCAUGGAUUAUUGGAUGGGAUUUAAUUCUUGAAUAUUUAUUAGCAGCUGCUACGGUAGCUGUAGGUUGGAGUGGUUAUGUUGUUCAUUUUAUUGAAACUAUAUCGAAACAUAAUGCAACAAGAUCGAUUGUUCAAGCACCCAUUGCUUGGAGUGAUGAUUCAAACUCUUUUUAUGUUACAGGAAAAGUGAUUAAUCUACCGGCAGUAGUAAUUAUUAUUGCACUCACAAUAUUACUCGUUAUUGGCAUUGGUGAAUCAGCAAAAGUCAAUAUAGUGAUUGUUGUAAUCAAAAUUCUCGUUGUCUUAUUAUUCAUCUUUGCAUGUUGUGGUUAUACUAAGCGCAGUAAUUAUUCGCCUUUCUUUCCGCCUAAUGAAGGUAGUUUUAAUAGAUAUGGAGUAACUGGUAUGUUACAUGGUGCAACCGUUGUAUUUUUUGCUUAUAUUGGUUUCGAUUCGGUGACAACAACAGCACAAGAAACAAAAAAUCCACAGCGUUCAAUGCCUAUUGGAAUUAUUGGUUCGUUAUCGAUUUCUACAGUGCUCUAUAUCGGUGUAUGUGCUGUAAUGGUCGGUAUUGUACCAUAUAAAACACUUGACUCACCAAGUCCAAUCUCAGAAGCUAUUAAAGGUACGCCACAUGGAAUAUGGUUGCCUAUUAUUAUCGAUUUGGGAGCUAUUGCCGGUUUGACAAGUGUAUCUCUUGUUAGUCUUCUUGGACAAUCACGUAUAUUUUAUUCUAUGGCUCGUGAUGGUCUGUUACCAUCGGUAUUUGCUAAUGUUCAUCAUCGUACUAAAACUCCUUGGAUAUCUACAAUUAUUAUUGGUUUAGUCUGUGCAAUAUUUGCUGCCGUCCUUCCUUUAGGUAUUCUUGGUGAAAUGACAUCGAUCGGAACUUUAGUAGCCUUUUUUCUUGUACAUAUUUCUGUCAUAAUUAUGCGUUUUACACAUAAAGAAGUACCACGAGGUUUUCUGGUUCCUUUUGGACCUUGGAUUUUGCCUCCUAUUGGAGCACUACUCUGUAUUUUGCUUAUGGUAAGCUCUUCAAAAGAAACCGGUAUUCGACUUGCUGUCUGGAUGGGUAUCGGUCAAAUUGUUUAUUUUACCUAUGGUUUUUGGCAUUCAAAAUUACGGUACUCACAACGACUUAAUUCAUCUAUGGGUAUUGAUAAUUUUGCGACAGAAUUCGAUACCCAAUCACCAAAAUAUGAACAUGCAUCAGAAAUGGUUGUUUUUAACGAAGAAAAAUUAUAA
Messenger RNA from Rotaria sordida, 1653 nucleotides. NCBI's taxonomy places the organism in Eukaryota, Metazoa, Rotifera, Eurotatoria, Philodinida, Philodinidae. The record is from the annotation of a GenBank genome assembly.